AUCAAAUGUGUUAUGCAAGUAUCCACUUACUUUUAUCUUUUUUUGGUGUAUAAACGCAAGUAUCCUCUUAACUUUUAUCAAAUGUGUCAUUGUGUUUCAUAAGUAUCCAUCUAUUUUUAGCUUUUUGGUGUGUGCACGAAAUGAUAAAUUAUUUGAAAAACACACCUUAGACUUAUAUAAAGAAACAAAAACAGAAAUUUUGCAAAGGUCAUUACCAUUUACAAAGUAAUCAAUAUAAACAUGCAUAGAGAGAUGGAUUGAAUUCAAGCUAUUGUGCCAGCAUGCAACAAAGUGAAGCAACCAGCAUUUGAGGAAUGCCAUUAUAUACAGAAGGACACAUUGGGAGUUUGGGAUAUCAAUAUCACUCAAUCUCAUAUUGACAUUCAAAUUUUUCACAAAAUGGUCAUGCUAACAAUAUCCCUAGCUGUGGCUGUCACAUUCAUCCUCACCUUAUUCUUAUAUGCUUCUCACCAAACAAAAUCCUUGAAAACCCCUGCCUUCACAAAUUGGCCUUUUAUUGGUAUGUUACCUCAAUUCCUUUGGAACAUAUCACACAUCCAUGAAUAUUCAGCUAUAUUGUUGAAAUCAAAAGGUGGCACAAUUGAGUUCAUAGGACCAUGGUUUACCAAAAUGGUGGGUGUAAUCACAUCCGAUCCAAUCAAUGUUCACCAUAUCAUGAGCAAGAGAUUUGACAACUUUGUGAAAGGUGAUUUGUUUCGUGAAAUGUUUGAACCGUUUGGCGAAGGAAUUUUCACUACUGAUUCGCAUAAAUGGAAAUAUAAUAGGAUGAUUCUCCAAUUUCUCUUCAAACAAAGAAGCUUUGAAGCUUUUCAAGAAAAAAUCAUUCACAACAAAGUUGAGAAAUCAUUGAUUCCUUUAUUGAAUCAUGUUCAACAACAAAAAGGGUCAGUGGUCGAUUUACAAGAUGUCUUCAAUCGUUUCACAUUUGAUAACAUUUGUUUGAUAAUCCUUGGACAUGAUCCUAAUUGUCUUUCCAUUGAUUUUCCCGAAGUUGCGGCCGAGAAGGCUUUUAACCAAGCUGAAGAAUCCAUCUUUUAUAGACACACCGUUCCGGCUUUUGUUUGGAGGUUGCAAAGCUGGCUUCAAAUCGGUGAAGAGAAAAAAAUGACCAAGGCAUGCAAAAUAUUUGAUCACUUCCUAUUUUCAUGUAUAGCUUCAAAACGCGAAGAACUUACGAAACAUUGUAAAAAUAAUGAAAUCAAUGCUGAAAGUGAUGAAACUCAUCAUGUUGAUUUGCUAACGGCGUUGAUUAGAGAAGAGCAAAAAAAUAAGGAUAGCGAAUCAAGUGAUGACAAGUUUCUAAGAGAUGCUGUAUUCAAUCUUUUUGUAGCGGGGAGAGAUACUAUAACUUCGGCGCUUACAUGGUUAUUUUAUCUCGUCGCAACGCACCCUUUAGUGGAAGCAAAGAUUCUUGAAGAGAUAAAAGAAAAUUUUGGACACAAAGAGAAGCCUUGGAUGUUAAGUGUUGAUGAAGUGAAAAAACUAGUUUAUCUUCAUGGUGCUAUAUGUGAGGCAUUAAGGCUUUUUCCACCUAUACCUUUCGAGAGAAAGGAAGCCGUUACACCCGAUAUACUUCCAAGUGGUCAUCAUGUUAAUCCAAAUACAGUGAUAUUGUUUUCUUUGUAUGCAAUGGGAAGGGAUGCAAAUAUUUGGGGAGAAGAUUACUUGGAGUUCAAGCCAGAGAGGUGGAUUUCUGAGAGAGGAGGUAUUGUUUAUGCACCGUCUUACAAAUUCUUUAGUUUUAAUGCUGGACCUAGGACUUGUUUGGGAAGAGAUUUGGCUUUCAUUCAAAUUAAGAUGAUAGCUGCUUCUGUUUUGUGGAACUAUGGUGUUCAUGUUGUGGAUGUUAAUCAAGUCGCUCCCAACCUUUCAAUUGUACUUCUCAUGAAACAUGGUCUCAAGGUUAAGAUAACCAAAAGGGAAAUUUAAUUUGAUGGAACGAGUAGGUAGUAAUUUCAAAUAUUUCUCAUGUAAUGGCACACAUGUGAAAAUUGUGGUGUCUUGUAUGAUUUUACUAAAUAACUAAAUAAUAUAUAGUACUACUUAGCUAUUAUGUAAAGUCAAAAGUUGUAUGAAAUAUAUUUAUCCAAAAUUAUUAAUUUAAAUAAAGUGGAGUAAGCAUAAUCUUUUGCGUUACUUAUUUCCAUA
Trifolium pratense (red clover) is the source of this 2169-nucleotide messenger RNA. Its product is annotated as alkane hydroxylase MAH1-like. Gene Ontology annotation, molecular function: monooxygenase activity; heme binding; oxidoreductase activity, acting on paired donors, with incorporation or reduction of molecular oxygen. Bases 400 to 1950 code for a protein of 516 amino acids. Lineage: Eukaryota; Viridiplantae; Streptophyta; Magnoliopsida; Fabales; Fabaceae. The record is from RefSeq and is a predicted model, not a curated record. The transcript has 2 exons.